Messenger RNA from Microthlaspi erraticum, 2325 nucleotides. The record is from the annotation of a GenBank genome assembly. NCBI's taxonomy places the organism in Eukaryota, Viridiplantae, Streptophyta, Magnoliopsida, Brassicales, Brassicaceae.
AUGCCGUCAGGAGAGUGUGAUGACCAAAGAGUAAACUCAGGGAUCAAUGAAGGAACAGAAUUUGAAUCUAAAGAGGAAGCAUUUGAGUUCUACAAAGAGUAUGCUAAAUCCGUUGGCUUUAACACCAUAGUAAAAGCUAGUCGUCGUUCAAGAAUGACUGGCAAGUUUAUCGACGCCAAGUUUGUUUGCACACGAUAUGGAAGCAAGAAAGCAGUGGAAGAAGAACAAGAAGAAGACAUGGAUACCGGUUUAGUUACAGAAGGAUUGAGCAUUCCUCAAGCAAGAAAACGAGGGAGAAUAAACCGGUCAUCGUCGAAAACCGAUUGUAAAGCAUGCUUACAUGUUAAGCGAAGGCAAGACGGGAGGUGGGUUAUUCGCACUUUGGUCAAAGAACAUAACCAUGAAAUCUCUCCUGGUCAAGCCAAUUCCAUACAAGAACCGGUUGGAGGGAAAAAGGUAGAGAGACAAAACGGUGGCAUUGUGAAAGAGAUGAAAACAAGAAAGCUUCAAGCUUUAGAGGAUGGAGAUGUUGAAAGACUCCUAAGCUUCUUUACGGAUAUGCAAGCUGAGAAUCCUUUUUUUUACUAUGCCAUUGAUCUCAGCGAGGAGCAGAGUCUAAGAAACAUCUUUUGGGUUGAUGCAAAAGGCAGAUUGGAUUAUACUUGUUUCUGUGAUGUUGUAUCUAUCGACACUACAUUCAUCAAGAGCGAGUAUAAGCUUCCUCUUGUUGCUUUUCUUGGAGUGAACCACCAUGGACAGUUCCUGUUGCUUGGUUGUGGAUUACUGUUAACGGAUGAGUCUAAAUCUGGAUUCGUUUGGCUUUUCCAGGCAUGGUUAAAAGCAAUACACGGAUGUCAACCGAAGGUUAUACUUACCAAACAUGACCAAAUGCUCAAAGAAGCUGUUUCCGAGGCUUUCCCAUCUUCAAGGCAUUGUUUUUACAUGUGGGAUACUCUUGGUCAGAUGCCGGAGAAGCUUGGUCAUGUUAUGAGACAAGAGAGAAGCUUUAUGGAUGAGAUGAAUGAGGCUAUUUACGGGUCUUGCAAGAGCGAUGAGUUUGAAAAGAAAUGGUGGGAGGUUGUUGAUAAGUUUCAUGUGAGAGACAAUGCGUGGCUUCAGUCGUUGUAUGAAGAUAGGGAGUAUUGGGUUCCUGUGUAUCUGAAAGAUGUUUCUCUGGCGGGAAUGUGUACAGCUCAGAGAUUGGAUAGUGUUAGCGCUGUUCUCGAUAGAUACGUUCAGAGGAAAACUACGUUGAGAGCAUUUCUUGAUCAGUACAAGACGAUGAUACAAGAGAGAUACGAAGAGGAAGAGAAAGCGGAGAUGGAGACUUUGUGUAAACAACCUGGAAUUAAGUCGCCUUCACCGUUUGGGAAGCAGAUGGCUGAGAUGUACACACGCGAGAUGUUCAAGAAGUUUCAGGUUGAGGUGUUGGGAGGUGUUGCUUGUCAUCCGAAGAGAGAAAGCGAAGAAGAAGAAGGUAACAAGAGGACUUUCAGGGUUCAAGAUUACGAACAGAACCGUGCUUUCGUUGUGGUGUGGAGCUUUGAAUCAUCUGAAGUUGUAUGUUCUUGUAGAUUGUUUGAGUUCAAAGGUUUUCUUUGUAGACACGCGAUGAUUGUUCUGCAGAUGUCUGGAGAACUUACUAUUCCUUCUCAGUAUGUGUUGAAGCGUUGGACAAAAGAUGCGAGAAGCAGAGAAGCCGUGGAAUCUGAUCAGAUCGAUGGAGAUUCAACUAAGGCUCAGCGGUAUAUGGAUCUUUGUCUGCAAUCUUUGAAGUUGAGCGAGGAAGCAUCUUUAUCUGAAGAGAGCUAUAACGCCGUGAUUAACGUGCUGAAUGAAGCUUUUAGAGAUAGUGAGAACACAAGUAGCUUGAUUCACAAUGUGGAAGAGUCAGAUUCGGUUUCAGCUCAAGAUCCUUCAAGACAUGAAGAACAGAACCACACGUUUGAUGAGAAUGUGACCAACACAGGACAGGAACAUUCGUUACAUGAACUCUGGAAAGCAACUGCUUUGCAAGAACAGAGAAACCGAUACUCGAUUCUCGAUGACUACCUCAGUGCCCAACAAAUGUCUCAUGAAAUGGUGGGACAGAUCAACUCAAUGGCCUCAAAUCACAAUGGAUAUUCUUCUGCGCAUCAAAACAUACACUCCAUGGGACAAUCCAUAACUCAACAAAGGCUUUAUGGAACUGAACAAAUAAGUUUCAGGCCAGAAGCUAUGUAUGAAAGACUUCAAGACAUGGGACAGUCAAGUUUUAGACAUCAUCCUCAGCAGCAUUCCGAUUCUUCAAAACAUCAACAGUCUAACAGGAAUUUCUCUUACUGA